AUGGCAUUGUUCUGCUAUCUUGCUGGAGUCAUCUUACCUACCUCUGGUAUUGAUCUGGCGAUUUGCCAUUGGAUCUACAACAAUGCACAAUCGAUAGAGGACUUAUUUGUAUAUGAAGCGUGCAUUAGAGAUUUGAUGGGAAAUAGCACCACAUUUGGGAGGAUCAAAAUUUUACCUAAGGGGACCGCAUGGGCCCGCGACGCAUGGGUUACAAACAGCAAAUGGAAUGAAGAAACCGACUUUAUGCUGCACCACUGGAAAAAAGCAACACCUCCGAUCCUACAAAACAACCCCGAUACCGUACAUAAAUUUUCAUGUUUUCUUUGGGAAUCUGUGUUCUUAAACACAACAUGGCACUACGACAAUAAUCUGAUAGCAACUCCCAGAGAAAUCAAGGAGCGGAUGCUAAAUUGUUCAAAAGCUGUCGAAGAAGAGCGGGCGGUAGCGAUGUCUAAGGUUCGAAAGCUAAGAAAAAGCUGGCUGACUAUGGACAUUUGGAACGUCUCCAGUCUCGAGCCUUAUCUCUAA
Messenger RNA from Cooperia oncophora, 528 nucleotides. NCBI's taxonomy places the organism in Eukaryota, Metazoa, Nematoda, Chromadorea, Rhabditida, Trichostrongylidae. The record is from the annotation of a GenBank genome assembly.